AUGUGCAGCUCCUGUUUCUCAAACACAAAAUACACUUGUUUAAAAUGUACAAUUCCGAUCUGUAAUAAGUGCUCAACAUUCGAACUUGACGAAAACACAGAGAAAUGGGCCGCGGGGCGAUGUGUUGGGUACUGCGAGCCCUGUUUUCGGGAAAAAAUUAGUGGCGAUGGCGGGAAAAACGAACAGCCCGAUCAAGAAAAGGUCAAGUACGUGUUGAUCGUUUGAUUAAUAUAAGAGUUGCGGGUAGCAGAGUUUAUUAUUGCUGCAGUUAACUGUGUCUUUCGAGAUAUUAGAAGUACAGUAGAACCUCAAUAACUCGAACGAGGAUAACUCGAAUUCCCCGCUUACUCGAACUAAAUUGUAAUUCCAACUAAAUUUCCUUUCCCUUGAUCAAAAUUUCGCUGAAAUUUACCCCGCUAACUCGAUCUGUUUUUCGUUUCCCUUCAGAGCUCGAGUUACAUAUGUACCGGGGUUCUACUGUAUCUCAAAAAGCCACGAAUAAUAUGAUGUGUAGGAAAUAUUCUAAUGUACUCAACACCAUACAAAGUUCAUUUCUUUGAAACUGGAUCAACAAAUCCCUACUUUAAAAUUAAGUACAAUAAAUAGUUAAUAAUAAUGCAUUAAUAUUGUUCUAACCCUAGGUUACCCUAGAGAAGCCAGUAUCUGGACAGCCAGAAUCAUUUCCAUCCCUCCCCCAACCUCUUUUCUGGAAAAUUAUGUCAGUGAAGGUAGUGCAGUGACAUUUUGAGACCAAAAUGAAUAAACACAAAGUUUCAUAUUUUGAAGCCACCGGCCUAUAGUCACUCUUGUGUCCUUUCCAAUACUAAAGUAAUGAAUGAGCCUAUACAUUCUUUCAGUGACCAUCUUCAGUCACCACAAAUACUUACAAUUUCCCUAAAGCGAUGAUAACAUUAUCAUUUGUUUUGUCUUUGGUAAUCCAACACAAACAAUGUUGUUAUCAUAAAUUUUUUCAUCUCUGAAACAGUUGUGAAGAACAGGACCGACUUUCAGACUCGGACGAGGAUGUAGAUGAACACAAAGAAAAGCGUGGGAAGUCAUCAAACAAGAAGCAGAAAAAACCAGGCAGAAAGCCAAGGUGGUCUCAAGAGCUGCUCAAUGACUUUAUUGAUAUCAUUGUGAGCACUGAUGAGUACAAGACAAAGCUGAUAUUUAGGAACAUUAAAUGUCAACAGAAUGGGGAAAUCUAUGAGAGAAUUCGUGAUGAAAUGAAAAAGAGGACUGCUGCAAGAGAGGAAAAUUUCUACUUCACCAUUGAUCAACUGAGAUCAAAGUUCAAAAAGUGUGUUUCAGAGUGUAAAAAAGCUGCUCUUACCAGUAAAUCUGGCACUGGGAUUAAAAGAUUCCAAGAAGAUAAAAGCUAUGGAGAAUGGUUUCAGAAGCUGUACGAGAUUGUCAAAAGUAGGGAUUCUUGCCAGCCUGAGCAAGCCAUAGAACCAACUCAGUUUUAUCGUACGCAGGUUUCCACGUGUAGUACACCAACUGAGGAUACAUCUGAAAGUGAAGCAUCAUCAAGCAACCAAAGCAAGAAUGUGUUUGUGCCUAUAAAAGAGCCAAAGCGAAAAAGUAACCGGGAUGAUCCAAUCUGUGAAGCCAUUAAACUAAUGAAAACCAUUGCAGAGAAAGAUCCUUCAAGGGACCUUAUAAAUUUUAUCAAAGAUGAUAUGGAAAAAUCACGGGAGCACGAGUUAAAAUUAAUGCAAAUGAUGCUUUCAUGUGGAAAUCAAAAGCCAUCGUGGGGUCAGAGUUAUGGUUCUAAAGUAGGAAAUUUGGGUUUUAGUUCACCUCCCUGUAGUUUUAAUGAUGGGCUCUCUCUGCAUCAUGCACAACCACAUGCUUUUGCCCCAGAAGGUGGCAUGAACCAGGGUGUUCAAAAUUACCAGUUUCGACCCAUUUCCCCCGCAUCAUCACGUACCACAUCUGACAAUCCUGUUUACCGCUCCCUUUAA
Molecule: messenger RNA, 1967 nt
Organism: Porites lobata
Lineage: Eukaryota; Metazoa; Cnidaria; Anthozoa; Scleractinia; Poritidae
Source: the annotation of a GenBank genome assembly